Galdieria sulphuraria is the source of this 756-nucleotide messenger RNA. RefSeq lists its product as uncharacterized. Bases 16 to 696 code for a protein of 226 amino acids. The transcript has 3 exons. The record is from RefSeq and is a predicted model, not a curated record. NCBI's taxonomy places the organism in Eukaryota, Rhodophyta, Bangiophyceae, Galdieriales, Galdieriaceae.
AACCUUGUCAUACCGAUGGUAUUUGUAUAUUACGUCCCAUAUCAAUUGGUUGGCUCCACACGUUGUAACUGUAAACCAGUUAGCGUGAACAGGAAGUGGCACAUGGGUAUUGCUGAAGAGUUUGCUGAGGCCUGGUUCAACACCAGUGUGCAUAGAAGACGAAGGGAACAACUUUUGGUGACUGCGACAACGGAACUUCCGUACGUUCUCCUUUCACCUGCAGAAAUAAACAAACAGGAAACCUCUGUUCGAAGGGGAACUUUAAGUGUAGAAAAGCCACAGAUAAUUGUUCCUGGACAGAAUCAACGAAUUGCCGACUUUACGAAACUCGAUGACGAAAAAUUCGAAGACAUUAGGAAUUCACUGAUAUUGGCUCGCUUUGUGAAGUUUCCAAGUGGUCGGUAUCUGCAUCAGUCAUAUCAGUUGGACAUCGUUGAUACUCCCAUCGAAACACUAACUGAGAGUUGGAACCAGAAAUUGGAACAACAACAAGAUCAAACGACAGGAUUGAUUACUACAAGAGUGCCGAGUUGGCGCUUGGCACUUCUUGUAUACGUGGCACAGACAGUUGGAAAAUCCAUGCACAAGGAUUUAGACGCCCUCUUAGAGAAGAUAUUAGGUGUUUCUUUUCAAAGUGAUCCGUCGAGCUUUCCUCCUCGAGGAGGACCUCGUGACUCGGAGUUUUACUUGUCUUAGAGGAAAGCACUCGAAAUUGCAUCUCUCAAAACACAUAAUAGCUUAUAAGUCAUAUUUGUA